Molecule: messenger RNA, 3046 nt
Organism: Branchiostoma floridae (Florida lancelet)
Lineage: Eukaryota; Metazoa; Chordata; Leptocardii; Amphioxiformes; Branchiostomatidae
Exons: 6
Coding region: 1-1014 (337 amino acids)
Source: RefSeq, a predicted model, not a curated record
AUGGGGAGCCAAUGCCUGCUCUUUAAGCUUGUAGGCACCCACACUUAUGAUCCAACAAAUUCAGAAUGUGAAGAUGAAGACACAACUACAGAGGAAAACAGCUUACCUAUGAGUAGGUACCCAACAGCUGCCAUUGCAGGUGGAACAUCUGCAGCUGUUAUCAUCUUCAUUGUGGCAGGUGUGGUACUCUUCAUCAUAUGGCGCAGGAAGUUCAAACCAAGGAAUAUGGGAAAGCACAAGACCCAAAGGGUGACCAUGAGUAGUUUACAGAAUGGACACCCCCACCCUACAGAAGAAGGUACAGUGGAUAAUGAAAUAUAUGCUGGCGAUGACGCGGGAAUCGUGGACAAUGUCAUCUACGAGGGAGGGGUGGGAGCGGAUGGGGUGUUCUCUAACCCUGGAUACGCUGACAAGACACCGCAGUUCAAACCACGCAUGGAUGCCCCUGGAGCAUUUGUACAGCCCAACCCAGGAGCAACUGACAAGACCCCCCAACCCCAGCGGAACAUUAUCAUCGAUGAGCCUCAGUAUGCACAGAUAGUUGACGACCAGUACGCGGAUCCUCAGAAAGUACGGGAACGCAAGGACAAGAAAAACAAAAAGAAAGCUGCCAAGGAUGAAAACUAUUCCAACCUAAAAGGGCCACACGAAAGACAGCCGGGUGCAAACAACUCAAACAGCAAUCACAUAUACCAGGGACUGAAUAAAGGUGCAGAUUAUCAAAGUUUACGGGGGCCGAGAGAGCAUCACGAAGUGAGACCAUCUGAGAAUCCCCAAACUCCGCAAGACGGACACGACUAUACUUCUCUUCAACCUGGAAGUUCAAAGCCAAGUGCGGGCACAUUGUCGAAGGAAGCAGACUAUACAGUGUUGGAAGGCCCAGACUCCCCUGGGGAGGAGACUGCAGCAGGGCCAGAUUACACCACCUUAGAUGGACCAGACUCCCCCGGGGAUGAGAGUACCUCAGGACCAGACUACACAGUUCUGGAUGGGCCAGAUUCACCAGGGGAUUAGAUAGAUAACAGCUUCAAAUACAAAAAAAUGUACCUCUUCAAAGUCAAGCAAUUGACUAUGCUUCCAGAGACAGAUAUAAUACAAAUCAAAAGACAUUGUAUUCAAGCCAGUGCCACUAUGUACAUUGUAUGUUUUGGAGGGAAACAGAUUGUAAUAUCUGAAAAUCGAAAAUGUUGAUGGGACCAUAUAGCAUAAUGAUGUGUUAAGUGAAAGAUCCUUCUUUAGACUGUAAUGUUAUAUUGUAACAUUUUACUUGUUGAAAUAACUUUGAUUCCUGAAAAAUUGAAUUCGGUGUAGCUUACUUGUUAUUUGCUUAUGAACCUAUGUUAUACAAAACCAUUCAAUUUGAAAGCCAAGGACAGACACUAUAAUGUACAUGUUUUUAUGCAAUUUAGAUUUACUUUCUUAAACUUGUCAGCAGAUUGAACAUGAUAUCAGUUAGUUCAACUGAAUCUUGUAAGAAAUUCUUCCAUAUCUCUUAUCCAAGUUACCCCAGACUGAAUCAAUAUGUGCAUUUAAUCAAGAAGGACAAACUGUAUUUUUAGCCAAUCUCUCCAGUGACAUAUUUGGAAGCCUGGAGGAGAUAAUUGUUAACUAUUAAUAACUCAGUAAGCAGAGAACAAGGUUAGCAUGUCUGUGUGGAAUGUGAGUCUGGCUGGGCGAGUGCAAAUGUUUGUGGAUCAGAUCUCAUGUCAAGUGCAAAGGUUCAUGUUCAUGGUGGUGGAUCAAGGGUGUCGUUACCAUGUGAUAUAGGGGAUAUGUCCUUAUUCUGACUUUUAUCGUUUCGGACUUACAUGUAUAGACUAAAUCUAAAAGUGUACCACAUAGGACUAUAAGAAAUUCCUCAAUUGAUGAUUAGAUUUCUGUUACAGUAAUGAUGGUCAGUACAUACUAGUUUACAAAAAUGGUGUCUGGUAAAAUAUGAAAAGGCUACCAAAGCUUGGCAAAGGCAACUUCUAAUUGCAUUUGUGUAAUACAAUUAGUAAUAUUUGCAAUAAAUAGUACAAGAUUACAACAUUUUGCCAUGUGAUAAGUUACUGAUAACCCCAACAAAAUCUACAUGUAAAAACUGUGACAGUAUAACUUCGUUAUAUCAAAGUUGAGUACAUUGGCAAUUGCUAAAUAAGCUUUGGCAACUGUUAAAUUUCAUGCUACCAAACUAAUAUCUUAUCUACUUUUACUAAAGUUUUAGGGAUGGUUUAGGAAUGAUUAUAAAUGGAUAUGUUCUAAUACAGGGAAAUAUGACCCUAGAAGUGAAGUAUGUCAGUGUUUGUGCAUGUGUACUCAUCUAUUUAGUAAGGCCCUGGCAGCUGUAGUGUGUGGUGUCAAAGUGCCAUUAAUUCUCCUGGAUAAUAUUUACUUACUGGGACAUUUUGUUGAUGUAGUUUCAGUGCUGACUAUCCUCCAAUUUCAACCAUGUUCACUAUGCAUACCUGUGUCUGUGAGGGAAGGCUCCAUGGCCUGGUUUAGAUUCAGAGGGAUUUGUGCAUCAGUCCAGGAAAGUCCAGAGUGUGGGGGGAGGAGCUGUUAGUGUGUCCAAUAUCUUGUUAAUUCUUAAGGUAGCUAUCUAUUCAUAAUGGAAAAUGAAAAUAGACGUGUCUCAUAGAACUGAAAAUCUGGUACGUCAGAUGCUGUAUUGGAAGGAGGAAAUUUACCGAAAAUGAACCAUAAAAUACCUCUUCAUUUUGUACAGGGAAAUCAAGUUGAAAAAUUAAUGUACCUCUCUGUAUCCAUACACUCACUAUCUACCAAUACUGACGUCAUACGAAUAACCUUCUCCCUGCUAACCUACUUCUUAAACUAAUACAAAUCCUGUACCAAAAGGCUAUCUCAGUUGGGAGAAGGUUAAAAACUGUCUUCAAUGUAGGUGUCAGGUCCAACAGACUGUGUUAGAGACACUGCAAUCUUGACUGCAUCAGUUUCAUGCUGCAAACUAGGCUUAAUUGGUGAUAAUUUCUCCUAGAGAAGAAACUACUGAGUGUCUUUGCCUGUUUUGGAGGUGAAUAAAAGAAGGGGAUAUAAAACUAUCAAA